Colossoma macropomum (tambaqui) is the source of this 3188-nucleotide messenger RNA. It is a transcript of the gene fastkd1, whose product is annotated as FAST kinase domains 1. The record is from RefSeq and is a predicted model, not a curated record. Gene Ontology annotation, biological process: mitochondrial RNA processing; regulation of mitochondrial mRNA stability. Lineage: Eukaryota; Metazoa; Chordata; Actinopteri; Characiformes; Serrasalmidae. Gene Ontology annotation, molecular function: RNA binding. The transcript has 15 exons. Bases 471 to 2972 code for a protein of 833 amino acids. Gene Ontology annotation, cellular component: mitochondrial matrix; ribonucleoprotein granule.
UGCACCGUGAAGCCAUUCGCGAGAGGUCAAAUAAACAUGCUAAGUUACUUUAGCAGUCAGUGGGCUAAACGUUUCUGUUUCUAAAAGUGUCGGCGCCUGAUGUUCACAACAGUGGGGCUGCUAGCCCUCAGGUGCUUUUGUUGGUGGGAAACAAAUGCAAGCGGUGGUACAUAAUAAAACCCCGGAAAAUGUUUCAGAUGUUUAUAAGUUAGCUGGCUAGCUGACCACGUUUCCCACGUGAGUAGCUGGGUAGCUAAAACACAGCACAGGACAAACAUGCUUUUAUAACAGACAUUGAAUCUUACCCAGAGAAGGUCAUUCUGCAUCAAGGUUUGCUGUUUUUACAUAGCUCUGUCGGAAUGGCAAAAUGUUAAAGGUGCAUCACCUCACCAGUAUCACCGCCCCUGUGACUUCAGCAGCUCCGUUCACAUUGCUGAAUGGCCUGGGUUAGGCAUCUUUCCUGACCAGUCAUGUUCAGGCUCCGGGCCCUGCACUGCUACCCUCGCAGGGUUUUUCACUAUGGGGCUGCAUGCAGAGACCAGCUUCUGGGACAGCUCCAAGCCUGUACAGCAGAGGACCAGGUCUUUGGUGUAGUGGGCAAGAACAAGGCCAACCUGUCUGUAAGUCAUGUGAGCUGUGCCAUGGGCCUGCUGUGGCAGUUUCAGAAGGAGAGACCACAGAUGCUCCGGACGACUGAACUGAUCCGGGGCCACCCGGAGUUUUUGACACUUCGAGUCUUGGCUGAGAACAAGAUCCAUCUGAUGGACGAUGUUACAGUGGUGGACAUGCUUUAUAAUGUGCUCAGGCUCAGUGUUGAACCACGUGACUCUCUUGUCCAGCAGUUGAUGACGGAAGGCUGGAACAGAUUACAGAGAUUUCCAGUGACAACACUAUCAAAGUUUUCCAUUUGUUUAAGUGAACAGUUUCUGUACUAUAGUCCACUGAUGGGUCAGAUUACCGAGAUUGUGAGUCAGAAACUGGAUUUAAUAGAAGAUGCCAGAGUGCUGACCACCCUCAUGACCAGUAUAUCCUCUCUGGUGUCUCCUCGGUUACGGGAUGCACUCAUUGAAAAAGCUGAUGCUCUGUUGGACAGUAUGAACCCUUUACAUUUCAACAACCCCAGAAGGAUCGUGCAGUUCCUCCGAAACAUCAAGUACACUCAUCGACCGUUACUGGAAAAGUGCAACCAUAUUCUCCUCCAGAACGUCCCCCAUCUAGAUGCUGAGAACAUUAGUAUUAUAUUGGGACUGUAUCAGUCAAUGCAGUACAACAACUGUGACUUUAGGCUGGCUGCUAAACAGAGGCUGAUGGAGCUCAUGGAUACUAGCACUGACCCUGUGUCUUUUACAAAGCUCUUUGCUGCUUUGGGACCCUUGGCAGGGCAAGCAACCAGAGAGGGGCUAGAAAGUACAGCGCUGUCAUUGGCUGAUGAUCUAAAUGCCCAGCAGGCACUAGCUGUUGUUGAGACACUGGAGGAUAUUCAGUCCCGGAAUCUUCAGCUUAUCAAUAAGAUUGUAUCAAUAUUGCAAAAGAAUCUGGAUGUAUAUCGGCCAGUGGAGAUUGCAAAAAUCACUCAGGUACUUAUUUUCCUGCACUAUCAGAACCCCGAGCUCUUCUCCAGGCUGAGGAGUAUACUACUUCGUUACUUGCAAGGUAGUGUAUACCCGUAUGAGGUGACCAUGCUUACUCGCGUCCUCUCCAUGCUCCCUACUCCACGUAUGGAAGACGUGGUCAUCUCUCGCGUUGAAGCUGUGCUUCCUCAGUGCAGCCUGAAUGACCUCAAUACGUUUACUAUGGCAAUCGCCAAAUGGAUUCGCAAUGACCCCACCUACCGCCACAGCACUUCCAGCAAGUAUGUCCGUCUGCUUCAGACUCUCAACCGGUGUGGACAUGACCGACUGCAAAAGGCUGACCGGCUGGACCUUGUGCUGGAGGAGCUGAAGUACAUAUCAGGAGAAUGGUUUGAGGAGAUAUUGCUUGAGGAAACUAUUGCAAUGCUUCAGAGAUUGGUUGAUCAGGUAUCCUGGACCAAUGUACCUGACCUGGCCCUUUUCCUGACCAGAACCAACUACCUCUGUACUCCACUGCUGGACCGCAUUGCCAGUGUGGUCAUAGACAACAUACAUAAGAUUCAUUACUCUGGAACCUAUGCCACUUUACUGCCCUUUGCUGUACUUAAUUACGACCCUCCAAAGGUGGAUGAGUUAUUCGAUGCUUGCGUUCGGCAUUUCACUCCUCAUAUCGGUUCUUUUGAUCCUCACCUGCUGGUCCUCAUGGCAUAUGCCUUGGCUGUGGCCAACGUUUUUCCAGAGGAAGUCAUAAGAGAAAUAUUCAGUGUGGAUUUCCUCGCUAAGCUGGACGCACAGCUUGAAACACUGCCAGAUGCUCUGAACAUGCGGGUGCGUUUGCGUCUGAUGGGGCUUAACCGCGCUGUGUGUCUAGAAUGUCCUGAGCUCCAGGUGCCCUGGUUCCAUGAGCGCUACUGCAGGCAGCUCCAGAAGAGAUACAACAGCUCAGUCAGUCCAGUUCAACAACAGAUCCAUAGAAUGCUGGGUGAAGUGCUUGGGGGAAUUAACUGUGCCAGAGUUGCAGUGUUGACUCCAUACUUCUACACUGUUGACUUUGAAUGUGUCCUGGACCACCAUCAACAGGCAGUACCUUACAGUGAGCCAAGCCAGCUGCAAAUCAGCGAAGACGGGAAGGUGCACUGGGAUUCCGGAUCAGCCAGGAAAGAGAGUACAGAGCUACCCCCAGGCGCUCGCCGUAUUGCUCUGGACUUCUUAGAUUCAAAAUCCUUCUGCAAAAAUUCACAGCACAUGAAAGGGGAUAUCCUGAUGAGGAAGAGACACUUGGAGAUUUUAGGAUAUCACGUUUUGCAAAUUCCUCACUUUGAAUGGAAUUCUAUGGAGCUCUCCACCCAAGAUGCUUGGAAGGAAUAUUUGCGAAGGAAAUUAUUUACAGAACUAGCCUGAGACACUUGAAUUGUCAGAAUGCUUGAAAAAGACAUUUAUAAAGUGCAACUUUUUCUUAUACAUGUCCAGAGGUGAGUCACAGAAAAUAGACUGCAGUGCAGUGCCACACAGAUACCUUCCUCAUGAGUUUUAUACAUAAUAAUAUUUGUUAUAAAGUAUGUUUGUAAUAAAUGAUUUAACCAAAUGUUGCAGACAUUUUCAUAUCUGAAUGAAGUG